Corythoichthys intestinalis (scribbled pipefish) is the source of this 1943-nucleotide messenger RNA. It is a transcript of the gene slx9, whose product is annotated as SLX9 ribosome biogenesis factor. The transcript has 6 exons. Lineage: Eukaryota; Metazoa; Chordata; Actinopteri; Syngnathiformes; Syngnathidae. Gene Ontology annotation, biological process: maturation of SSU-rRNA from tricistronic rRNA transcript (SSU-rRNA, 5.8S rRNA, LSU-rRNA). Gene Ontology annotation, cellular component: 90S preribosome; preribosome, small subunit precursor; nucleolus. The coding region runs from base 146 to 880 and encodes 244 amino acids. The record is from RefSeq and is a predicted model, not a curated record.
GCUAACACUCACUGAAGCUUCGAUAGUGUCAUGGUCAACGAAGAAGAUGGACACUCGUGUUGUGGCGUGAAAUCAUACCUCAGUGCUUAGCUUGUAAGGAAAGUUAUUCCUCAAUAUCUCGUUAUCAGUUUGACUUCAUGGGACAAUGGUUGGAAAAAUUAAGAACGUCCGUCAGAAAUUGCAUCAGAAUGCAGUGAAACUGACGUGGCUGCCAACCUGUGAUUCGUCAAAAGGGUCGGAAGAUCCUAUCUCCUUCCAAACCCAACAACCAAGCCGUUCUCAUGUGCAAAAUGGCUCUCUUAUACCUACUGCAAAUAUACACGCCCAGAACCAAAUGUCUUCCUCCCCCAGCAUAUUUUCAGGUACGGAAAUUGCUCCAGAGGCCCUGCGGCAAACUUUAACAUUUAAAGACCUUCCGGCACCUCCCAUAUCUGCCAAGACAGGUCCCGUUGAAGAAAAGAAUAUCAAGUCAAAGAAAGAAAAAAUGAAAGAAAGGCGAGAACGAUGGCUUAGCAAAAUAAGCACCAUCAAGUUGGCAAAGGAGCGUCUAGCGGCGCAGGCCCGGCGGAAAGCCACUCCAAUUGUGGGAGACAUGAGUGUUCUUGCAGAAGCCCUGCCUGAGCUGUCAGAGCUCAUCUCACCGGCGACUACAACCCACAAUGGCCCUACAACUCGACGUAAAAACAAAUUGCCUGUUAAGAAGUGCGCAGGAACCGAUUUCAGUCAGAUGAGACCGCUACAGAAACGCAAGCUCUUGGAAUCAGAAAUCAGUAGGUUUGGCGAGGCGGUGAAAAUUCUCAGUGGCAAAAGGAAUCCUCUGAAUGACAUCUCUGAGCAUUUGAGGAAGAGACUAAAGCAUUUGGAAGAGGAAUCCAGUUAACAUCAGUAAGAUGUUCUUAACUUAAUGAGCAUAUGUCAGCAGUCGUCUAUUACAGAACCCCUUUUUACUGUAUUUUAUUUAUUAAUUUUGUUGUUGUUUUUUAAGACAAAGGACUAUAACUUCAACAGCCUGAACUGACAACAGCCUGAACUGAUGAAUGCUUUGUUUUUAGCUGAUGACCGGCAAUAAAGUUCUGCUUUCCGUGAUUAUGAGGAAUGUAUGGAUGAGCAGUGAUUUGUGAUUGUUUAAACAGUGGACCCCUUCUAUGGAACCGAGGCGUGUGCAAAUUGGAAACUUUUGCAAACAAUGAAAAGAAAUGGAUGAAAUGAAAGGAAUUAGACAACAACAACCAUUACUAGUAUCGUUACAAAAAGCAGUUUAUUGGAGACGUUAAGGAUACAAGAACGCAGUUGUUUUGUGAAAAUUUUGACCCCCCCCCCCCCCCCCCCCCCCCCGAAAUUUUUCACCUAAAUCCAUCAUUAGGCAAAUUUGCAUUUAAAUCAGACUCCCCUAAAAAAAUGAAGUUCAAAGUCACAACAUAGCAAUAAUGAGGUGAGCUGACAUUUUCCCUAUUUUGUCUAGUAAAUGCAGAUAAUCAUUGUAAAUGAUUUACAAAGGACGUAAAAGAAAUGUUUAGCUUAAUGAUGCUAAAGCAGUAAUUUCUGGUUUAGAACAUGGUACUGAAAUUGUUGUGCAACAAAAACGAUGCAAACAGGAGUUUCCAACAGUGUAACAAGUGCUGUUAAAAAUUACAGUAUACUCUAAAUUUGCAAUUUGUUCUAUCUUUAAAACAACUUGAUUCCUUGUUGGCCUACACACAAAUAUACAGUCAUGCUCAUUUUUGGAGCGGUCAAAUUAUACUGAUACAGCAUUAUUUAUGUAGAGAUUCGUUCAAUGUGAGACCUGUCUUGUUAGUUUACACCUACUUGCACAAGUCACACAGUAGGUUACAUUCAGAAUGGGUGUCUCGCAAGUAGAAUUUUUGAGUAAUGAUCAUUUGCAGUCCUUUUUGUUUCCUUUUGAUUAGAAUGAAUCAGGGUUGAGCAUUUUUUUUUUUUUUUUU